This is a messenger RNA of Rhodamnia argentea, 780 nucleotides long. RefSeq lists its product as uncharacterized. Lineage: Eukaryota; Viridiplantae; Streptophyta; Magnoliopsida; Myrtales; Myrtaceae. Bases 75 to 692 code for a protein of 205 amino acids. The transcript has a single exon. The record is from RefSeq and is a predicted model, not a curated record.
AGAGAGAGCGAGAGAGAAGUAACGAAAGCUUAUCCAUCUCCUUCUCUCCCCUCAAGCUUCCCAAGCUCUCUCACAUGGCCGCUCAGGUCCACUCCCUCUGCAACUCCACUCUCCUUCUCUCGUCACCCCGACCACUCCAUCACCCUAACCGCAGCCUCCGUCUCCUCACCGUCAAAUGCACUUCCGACUCCGCCCCGCCGGACUUCCCUUCCCCUUCCCCGACCUCCGAAGCCACCAUCCCCCCGGACAAGUUCCCCAUCGAGAGGCGACGCCGCUCCGAAAUCAUCCGCGACCGCCGGUUCCGGCCUUCCCUGGCCCCGCCGGAGCCGCCGAACAUGGAGAUCGGGUGGAGGCGGACGAAGGAGAUCGACACGUCGAAGCCGAAGGGCUACGUGAUCGCGGACUUCUUGGAGAAGCUGGAGGGGCUGAUGGGGAGGGAGUUCGGGUCGGCGGACCUGCUGGCGAAGGCGGGGGAGAUGGUGGCGGAGAGGGCGAGGGAGGAGGCGGAGGUGCUGAGGGAGGGAGGGGAGGUGGAGGAGAGGAUGGUGACGGAGCUGUUCAGGGUGCUGAGGCUGAUGGAGAUGGACCUGGCGAUGGUGAGGGCGGCGGUGAAGGAGGAGACGCUGGCGGAGAGGGUGGAGCAGGCGAGGGCCCGGUGUCGGCAAGCCAUCCUCGUCGCCAAUUCCUUUUGACUGUCCGUUUGAAUCCAACGACGAGUAUACGCAUCCAAAGUUUUUGACAGAAGCUGAAUCCAUGGCGGCACUGCGAAUUUCAGACAAU